This is a messenger RNA of Williopsis jadinii, 1020 nucleotides long. RefSeq lists its product as uncharacterized. The record is from RefSeq and is a predicted model, not a curated record. The transcript has a single exon. The coding region runs from base 1 to 1020 and encodes 339 amino acids. NCBI's taxonomy places the organism in Eukaryota, Fungi, Ascomycota, Saccharomycetes, Phaffomycetales, Wickerhamomycetaceae.
AUGUUAUUCCUUUACUUUGUACCACUAGUUCACGCGAUAACCUUGCAAUGCGAGCCUAUUCGGGUAAACUCAACCCUUGCACACCUUGGAGGUGGUGAUUUCAUCGCUGCAAGGUUGAUUGAUCUGAUUCACGGUAGCCUGGAUAUGGAACUGCAACUGUUGGAUAUAUUCGACGAGGUUGGGUUCGAAAGAACGUUGGGGAUCACGGAAGAGGACCUGGAUGAGAAAUGGUUACACCAGGCGCCGUAUACCGUUGAUUCCUCCUCUACGUGGUGCCACACCAAGGACGUUGAGAUCCACGGCUCCUCGAAGAGAUUAGGGCUAAAUGAGUUCGAAUGGAGUGUUCGCCAAUUCCUCUCUUGGAACAUUAUAGUAUCGUCUAUCCUGAGUCUGCUAUGUGCUCAUCAGUGGAGGACCAUGCGUGACUACAAGCUUUGGACAUACCUAAUGAGCUUCGCUCUACUACAACCAGUUUCACAGGCGUUGAGAUACUUCACCAUUGGCUCCAAACUCUACACCUUUGCCGCAUGGCUUGCCUCGUUGUCGUUCUACUUCCCGUGGUGGUUAGUGUACACGUAUACCCGGAAGCCCAUGAGACAGCCAUUCAUAGGGCUGACGUAUCUCACUAUCGCCACAAUGAACGGGAUCAUGUUCUCACACUCAACACUAUUAUUCCAGUGGAUACUAUGGGUUCUCUUGGAGAAACUGGAGGUGCUACAGCCGCCAUCGUUGAAAGUGGUAAACCACAGCAUGUGGUAUGAAGUGUUGCCGAAGUUUACUCGCAAUUCUGUUAAAUGGCUUGUCUUUAUAACAAUAAUAUUUGACAUUUCAUCUGUCCUGACGAGUGUCGCAGAGGACAAGGUCAUACUCGGCUUGCCAUCCGAGCAGCUCGUCAUUUCUCAUUGGUUGGACGUUCGACUCACAUUUUUGGAAACUGGGAUGGGUAUAACCCAUGUUUUCUUGGGCGAACUCAUACCAAACAUGGUCACGCUCAUCACUGCAAUCAUCGUGCUACCAUAA